This is a messenger RNA of Lathyrus oleraceus (garden pea), 918 nucleotides long. RefSeq names its product probable protein S-acyltransferase 22. Gene Ontology annotation, biological process: protein targeting to membrane; peptidyl-L-cysteine S-palmitoylation. The record is from RefSeq and is a predicted model, not a curated record. Gene Ontology annotation, molecular function: protein-cysteine S-palmitoyltransferase activity. NCBI's taxonomy places the organism in Eukaryota, Viridiplantae, Streptophyta, Magnoliopsida, Fabales, Fabaceae. Bases 80 to 757 code for a protein of 225 amino acids. The transcript has 2 exons. Gene Ontology annotation, cellular component: Golgi apparatus; endoplasmic reticulum.
ACUUAACAUUUCCCUAAUACUUCUCUCUAUUCUUUACAUUGUGCUCUUUUUUAUAUACUGUUACUUCUGAAGUAGAACUAUGAGGAAGCAUGGAUGGCAGCUACCUUACCAUCCUCUUCAGGUUGUGGCUGUUGCUGUGUUUUUGGCUCUGGGGUUUGCUUUCUACGUGUUCUUUGCUCCUUUUGUUGGAAAUAAGAUGUAUCAGUAUAUUGCCGUCGCUCUUUACACACCUCUGAUUGCUGUUGUUUUUUUUAGACUCUACAUUAGGUGCACUGCAGCAGAUCCCGCAGAUCCUGGGGUUUUUAAGUCCAAACAGUAUCUUAAAAUUCCAGACAGUAAAAAGAUUGUUGGGCUAAAGAGUUCUAAACUAGGUGAAGAGUCAACCCCAUCAAUGCAUGAUGCAAAUGCUUCAACAGUUGGAGGAAAUUCCAUGGAUAGUGAAGCAUUUGGAACUGAAGGAAAUAUGAAGGAUGCUUAUAAUUCAGUUGAGAAGGCAAAUUCAUCAUCUUCUUGUUUGUCACGUUUCCUCGUGGUUUGCUCUCCUUGUGCCUACGUAUGUCGCUGCUCUGGUUCAAGUGAGAAAUCUUCUGAUAAGCAUACCAGUGAAGAUGGCAUGUUCUAUUGCAGUUUGUGUGAAGUUGAGGUCUUCAAAUACAGCAAGCACUGCAGAGUUUGCGAUAAGUGUGUAAAUCACUUUGAUCAUCAUUGCCGAUGGCUCAACAACUGUAUUGAAAAAAACUAUAGGCAAUUUUUUUAGCCUGAUGGUUGCUGCUAUGCUCUUGUUUAUUCUUCAAUGGUCAACUGGGCUCCUUGUGCUGGUUUGCUGUUUUGUUGAGAGGAGACAAUUUUCCAAAGAAAUAUCUUUGAAGUUGGGAAGCAGUUUCUCUAUGGCUCCCUUUGUUAUUGUUGUGUCUGCAU